UCUUGCUGGUGUAGGCUCCGAGAGCCAAAAGUAGUCUGGACUCCGCAGUUCUCCUUCAGAGAAAUAUUGAAAAGGAUUGACCAGUUUUGCAGUUCUAAAACGAUGGCCCAUGGUUUAGUGACAUUCAGAGAUGUGGCUAUAGACUUCUCACAGGAAGAAUGGGAAUUCCUGGACCAUGCUCAGAGGGACUUGUACAGAGAUGUAAUGUGGGAAAACUAUAGCAAUUUCCUCUCACUAGCAGGACCUUCUAUUGUUAAACCAAAUGUGAUUACCUUAUUGGAUGAAGAAGGGAAGGAACCCAGUUUGGUUGUGAAGGAAGGGACAAGAAGAUACUGCCCUGAUUUGGAAUCCAAAUACAAGAUCAAUACUUUAUCUCCAGAAAAGGACAUUUAUGAAAUAUGUUCAUUCCAGUGGGAGAUAAUGGAAAGAUUUAAAAAUUGUGGUCUUCAUGGCUCCAUUUUUAGAAAUGAUUGGGAAUGCAAAAGCAAGAUGGAGGGGCAAAAGGAACCACAAGAUGGAUAUUUUGGGCAAGUGAAAAUUACUUCUGAAAAAAUAACCACUUACAAAAAGCACAAUUUUCUUUCUGAAUAUCAGAGAAUUCAUAAUGGAGAAAAGAUAUAUGAAUGUAAGGAAUGUAGGAAGACAUUUAUUCGUCGCUCAACACUUAGUCAACACCUGAGAAUUCAUACUGGUGAAAAACCAUAUAAAUGUAAGGUAUGUGGGCAGGCCUUUAGACAGCGUGCACACCUUAUUCGACAUCACAAACUCCAUACUGGUGAGAAGCCAUAUGCAUGUAAGGAAUGUGGAAAAGCCUUUACAGUGCUCCAAGAACUUACUCAACAUCAGAGACUUCAUACUGGUGAAAAACCCUAUGAAUGUAAGGAAUGUGGAAAGGCCUUUAGAGUACAUCAGCAACUGGCUCGACAUCAAAGAAUUCACACUGGUGAGAAACCCUAUGAAUGUAAAGAAUGUGGGAAGACUUUCAGACAGUGUACACACCUUACUCGACAUCAGAGACUUCAUACUGCUGAAAAGCUCUAUGAAUGUAAAGAAUGUGGGAAAGCCUUUGUAUGUGGUCCAGAUCUUAGAGUACAUCAAAAAAUUCAUUUUGGUGAGAAACCCUAUGAAUGUAAGGAAUGUGGGAAGGCUUUUAGAAUAUGUCAACAACUUACUGUCCAUCAGAGUAUUCAUACUGGUGAGAAACCCUUUGAAUGUAAAGAAUGUGGGAAGACUUUUAGAUUAAGACAACAACUUGUUCGACAUCAAAGAAUUCAUACUCGUGAGAAACCUUAUGAAUGUAUGGAAUGUUGGAAGACUUUUAGUAGUUACUCACAACUUAUUUCACAUCAGAGCAUUCAUAUUGGUGAAAGACCCUAUGAAUGUGAAGAAUGUGGAAAGGCCUUUAGACUACUCUCACAACUUAGUCAACAUCAGAGUAUUCAUACUGGUGAGAAACCUUAUGAAUGUAAAGAAUGUAGAAAACCCUUUAGACUUCUGUCACAACUUACUCAACAUCAGAGUAUUCAUACUGGUGAAAAGCCUUAUGAAUGUAAGGAGUGUGGUAAGGCCUUUAGACUUUAUUCAUUUCUUACUCAACACCAGAGAAUUCAUACUGGUGAGAAACCCUACAAAUGUAAGGAAUGUAAGAAGGCCUUUAGACAACAUUCACACCUUACCCAACAUCAGAAGAUUCAUAAUGGAAUUUAGUACAAGAAAGCCUUCAAAUGUACGUUUAGUAUAAGAAAGCCUUCAAAUGUUACAGAAUAUCAGAAAGUUCAUUUUCAAGAAAAUUUGUUUCAUGCUUACAACCAAGCAUGAUAAAUUUUAUAUUAGAAAAAGAAUAUGUUGCUUAAAAGCUGACUAUCACCAUUCAUGUAUUGUUUAUCUUCAGCACAUUCCAAUGACAGAAUAAUGUAUAAAUAUAGGAACAUCUUUAGCCUUAUCUAUCAUUAUCUCCAUUUCACUACUUUAUUACCACUACAAUAUUGAAGAAGAUACUAAACUUCUGUGCCUCGUUUGCUCACUUGUAAAAUGGUGAUAAUAGUACUUACAUGUAUUAGUUAUUUAUUGUUAUGUAAUAAACUACAACAAACUUAGUAGCUUAAGAUAAUACGUAUUUAUUAUCUCAGUCUUUAGUAGAUCAAGAGUCCAGGCAUGACUUAAUUCAGUCUUCUGCUUCAGGGUCUCCCACAAGGCUAUAAUGCAUAUAUGAGCUGGGGUCUCAUCUGAAGGUUCAAAUGGGAAAGGAUCCACAUCUAAGCUAACAUGAUUCUUGUCUAAAUUUGUUUGCACAAGGGCCGUUACACUGAGAUCCUCAAUUUCAAGUUGGCUAUUGGUUGAAGACUGAGGGAAGUUCUUUGCCACAAUGGCUUCAAACAAUGGCUGCUUGCUUUUUCAAGGUAUGCAAGCUAAGAAGGCAGUAGCAUCUGCUAGCAAGACAGAAGUUACAAUCUUAUGUAAUAUAAUCAUGGAAUUAACAUCCCAUCACCUCUGCUAUCUUCUACUGGUGAAAAGUAAAUUAUUAGGUAGCCCACACUGAGUAGAAGAGAAUUACACAAGAAUGUGAAUACUAAUUGACCACUGAGGGCCAAUUUAGAGUCAGCUUACCACAAUGUGUAGUAGGUUUGUUGUAAGGAGUGAAUAGUUAAUACUUGGAAGAAUAGCAGUCACAUAGCAUGUAUUCUGUAAAUAUUAUCUAUAAUAGUUAUCAUUAGUAUUAGUAAGUCCACAUGAAAGAUCCUAUAGAAGUAAUAAAUGUAAAAAUGCUUAUUACCUCUCAGCACUUACUAAACUGAAGAUCAUUUAUUCUGGGUAAAAUCUAAGAGAUUAUAGUGAAUAUAAGGAGUUUUAAUCAUUGAACUUCAUCAGAAAUUUCAUGCUGAAAUGAAUGUGGUUAGGAGUACAACUGUUGAAGAAUCAAAUAUGAAAUUAUUUUCCUGUAAUUCAAAAGAAAAACAACAAAUUAUUUACAAUCCCUGUUCUGAUCACAGUUUAAGAUGAAUUAGAAACCCUCAAAAAGUGACAUAAAAGAAACUAAUCUUGGGACCAGCAGUUGGCGUAAUGGCUAUGUCAGUGGACUCCCAUGUAAUCAAUUG
Molecule: messenger RNA, 3095 nt
Organism: Tupaia belangeri chinensis (Chinese tree shrew)
Lineage: Eukaryota; Metazoa; Chordata; Mammalia; Scandentia; Tupaiidae
Gene: ZFP14
Product: ZFP14 zinc finger protein
Exons: 5
Coding region: 103-1707 (534 amino acids)
Biological process (GO): negative regulation of transcription by RNA polymerase II; regulation of cytokine production; regulation of immune system process
Cellular component (GO): nucleoplasm
Molecular function (GO): RNA polymerase II cis-regulatory region sequence-specific DNA binding; DNA-binding transcription repressor activity, RNA polymerase II-specific
Source: RefSeq, a predicted model, not a curated record